AUGCACCUUCCCCGCUGCACCUUCCUGCGGCGGCAGCCCAGCUUUGGUGGCUGCCAUGCACAUCCGCGCUCUAGUGUGUCUUCGAUGCCGCUGUUUGUGCUGGCCGUGAUGUUGGCGAUCUGCAUGGCGGGAUCGCCGUUUGCCGUCGCGCACGCCAAAGACUGCGUCACGCUUGGGCCAAAUUCUAUGAUAGUAUGGAAGUACGACGGCGGCAGCUUUCAGUGCGACGGCUGCAUCGGCGCCAAUGCUGUGGGAGUUAACAGCGGCACGGCUCGCCGUCGCUGGACGGAGUACGACAAGGACCGCAACAUCCUGAACUCCUUCGUGGAGGAGCACCGCGAGGGCAAUAAGCUGGUGCUGCAUGACGAGAGCCGCGGCAUGAGCAUCCUACUGCGCUCCGACCUGAGUGGCAUCCGCAGCGAGGGAGAGCAGAACUUCCGCCAGCUCUACAGCGGUGCCUUCAUCUCCGUGGUGGACUGCACAUAA
Leishmania mexicana MHOM/GT/2001/U1103 is the source of this 486-nucleotide messenger RNA. RefSeq lists its product as hypothetical. The transcript has a single exon. Lineage: Eukaryota; Euglenozoa; Kinetoplastea; Trypanosomatida; Trypanosomatidae. The record is from RefSeq and is a predicted model, not a curated record. The coding region runs from base 1 to 486 and encodes 161 amino acids.